AUGUAUCUAGCAAGGAAAAGUUCUUCCCUUAGUGCUCUUCGAGUUAUGAAAAAACCAAAGUCUUCUUCUAGUGAAAACACGGAAUCGCAGAAGAAAAAACCAAGCAUUGAUAAUGAAUCUCAAAAUAAGGAAUCUCACAAGAGGAAGGCUUCCGAUGUUGAGAUGGUUGAUGGUAAGAAGCAGAGAGUUAAGAAGUCUCGCAAACCCAUAGCACUUUAUUCAAACCUUUCCAUUCUAGAUUUUAGCGCUACAGAUGUUGUUCCUAUGUCCACAGUUCAACCUUCGAAUACUAAUCCUCCUAUCACUCUGAUAAUAAGUCAAACCCUUGAAAAAGAUAUUUCGGUUACUCAUAUAUCUCCCCAGUAUUCUGAGAAGAAUGUUCCUGCUACUCCUUCACCAACAAAUCCUCUUAUGGAUGAAAAUGCCUAUGUUACUUAUGAAGAACUUUUUAAAGAAUCUCUUGCGAACAAAGAAUUUUCUCUUAGUCAAAUACUAAAAAAUACUCCUUCUGUUGCUUCUGCGACUCCAUCGCGUGCAAAUCAAGUCUUUCCUUCAUCCAUUAAUUCUACUUCUCAACCAAAUCUUCCUCAAGAUAAAUCCUCUAUCCCUACAGAUUUUACUCCUCCUCUUUCCUUACUGAAUUCUUUUCCUUUGAAUAAAAAAACUUUGGAUAGUCUGAAACUUGCUGCCCAAACUCUAUCCGAUGUCAUCAAUUCUGCCCAAUCUUCAACUGAUGAUCCCUGCAAGCUUCGCUCAUGUUCAGCUUUAAGCAAGAUUCUAUGUGAAGUUCCCGUUGAUAAAGCUUCAAGGGAUGAUAUUCUUUCUCAAAUUGACCCGAGUUUUCAUGUUUCUCUAGAUGUCAUGGAUUCUCAUCGUCGCGUAAUGCUUGCUGAAAAGAAUUUUGAGUCUAGCUGUUCUCAGUUGGAACUUUCGCAGAAAAAUGCCUCUUUGGAAAAGGAGAUACAAAAGCUGAGAGGGGAACUCCAAAUUUCAAAUUUUGAGGCUGAAAAUCUUCGCAACGAAAAUAAAAAACUUAGAGACGAAGAAUAUCCUGAGCCAGAUAGUGAUUUUGACCUUUUAAGCGAUGAUGAAAAAGAUCAAGACGAUGAAGAAAUUCAACAAGAAGGAGAAAAAUCUGUUAAUGAAGCCGGUAUUGAGAUUGAAAAUCCUGGAUCCAGUGAUAAAGUCUGA
This is a messenger RNA of Papaver somniferum (opium poppy), 1191 nucleotides long. Its product is annotated as kinetochore protein SLK19-like. The transcript is spliced from 5 exons. Bases 1 to 1191 code for a protein of 396 amino acids. NCBI's taxonomy places the organism in Eukaryota, Viridiplantae, Streptophyta, Magnoliopsida, Ranunculales, Papaveraceae. The record is from RefSeq and is a predicted model, not a curated record.